Mizuhopecten yessoensis (Yesso scallop) is the source of this 1879-nucleotide messenger RNA. Its product is annotated as EGF-like domain-containing protein 2. The transcript is spliced from 11 exons. Lineage: Eukaryota; Metazoa; Mollusca; Bivalvia; Pectinida; Pectinidae. Bases 16 to 1524 code for a protein of 502 amino acids. The record is from RefSeq and is a predicted model, not a curated record.
ACGACGUAUAUUUACAUGCACAAGGUAUUAAAAUUAGUUAGGUUUAUAACGAGCCUCAUACCAAUCUGUCCUCAUUUACAAUCCAUAGGCCGCCCAAGAUCAAAGAUGUUUCGGUUUGGAGCUGUCCUUAUAUGUUUCAUUGUGGUGCUUGACGUGACUUUAUCACAGGAGGAACAGACCCAGUAUAAUUGUUACCUUCGUGGUUAUGAAUGUAAGAACGGGGGCUCUUGUCAAAAGGGAGCAUGUGUCUGUACUGCCGAGUAUACAGCGUACGACUGUGGGGUCGCCGUAGCCGAGCAGGAUUGUGUGGAUGACCCCUGUGCUAACGGUGGUGUUUGCCAUAAUACCGACCAGUGUCAUUGUCCAAUCACCCACUACGGACCUACUUGUGACUCCGAGACAGAUUCGUGGGAAUGCCUUGGUGUGGAGAUGAAAGUCAACAUGAUGGUUCCCGAGGGUUACAGUGGCGCCAUUUAUGGUGCACUCUCAAGGUCGGAAUGUAUUUUCACAGAGGAGACUAGCGAUGUGGCCGGUUACCGUAAAUUUUCGUCAUCGAUCGCGUUUGAUAAUUCUACGUGUGGGGCGACAGAGAUUCAGGAUUAUCCCAUGCCUGGUGAUAUCACCUACGUCACAGACGUUGUGGUAGGUUUCCAUCCCAGAAUCCGGACUAGAUACGACCGAUUUGUGUCAUUAAAUUGUACUCACCCUGCCUCUAACGUCUCCAUGGAGGCAGACCUCGACAGCACCAUCAGUCAACGUGGAAAUCUGACUCGGCGCGAGGACAAAAAGACUUAUUCUCCUGUUCGAUUCCACUUCCUGGACGCAGAAGAGAACGUACUCGCACGAGCACUCUUCGUGGGUGAAAAGUUUACCAAUAUGGUCUAUCUUACGUCAACAGAAGUGUACUCUGCCCUUUUGUUGGAGAAAUGUGUCGCCAAUAACGGCGAGGAUGGAACACAAACUGAAGUUGUUCUUCUGGAAAAUGGGUGUCCGACCUCAGACGGAAAUCUGGUAAUGCAGGACCCUCCUGGCCAAAUAAAAUUGGACUACACCCCUCAGGAUUCGUCCACCCCCAUCCCCGCCGCAGCAUUGCACAUGCUUGGAUUCCGGUUUUACGAGUCAAAACAGGUUUUCAUCCAAUGUGUUGUGAAAAUCUGUAAGGCCGAGGAUGAAGCUGCGUGUGCUACACCUGACUGCAAUGGCGCACCUGUAGUGAGAAGACGACGUAGUGCAGACGAUUUCAACAACAGCACGGACGAACAGACAGUAUCCGGCCUAUUCACCAUCCUUGAGGAACCAAUCGUACUCCCAAAUAAACAAAUUGUCGAGAAAGAGUCCGAUUGCUUCCGAUCUAGUGAAAUCAUCAUCGUCAUCAUAGUCAUGUCAGCGCUUGUUCUUGUCAUGCUAAUAGCGUGUGUAGUUUUGGCGACUCUUAUUGUCCGUUCCAGAGGAAAAGUACAAAAGUUGGUUGAACAUAAUGACGCACAUGGUCUACACAUACCAAGGGCUAAACUGACUAUGUAAACAUUGUAAGACUGUAUAGAUCAACAGAUUCCAUUGACGAAAGCAUAUAUGAGCAAUAAAUAGCUGUUUUCCAUCUGGUGACAAACAUGAUAAUAACACACUUUCAAAGAAAACAUGAACGUUCACCUUAACAAUGUUUUUUGUCGAAUUGAUGACCAACGAUUUGUCACUUAAAGACCGAUUACUGUAGCAUAUCAUUUAUUGAAAUUAUUAAGGUCUUGACGUACGUGAUUUUAAGUGACAGAAGUGUGAAUUAUUAUUUUCCAAACAUUCUAGCGUUAUCAAAACAAAUUUGUUAUCUUAAUAACAUACAAUUAAGUUUAUUUUAGAUGUAACACAGACAUAAACAAAAUGA